AUGGAGUUAAUAAACCACAUUGGUGUAACAUCAGAUUCAGAACAUGGCACUACUUCAAUUAUCUCUAGAAUGAACGGCAGUCUUAUAUUGUUUUUUCUCUUUGUUGCUGCCUUCUUAUACAAGCUCAUUUCAACCGCAUGUUUGGGUUUACAUUAUUUGCUUCCAGAAAGUACAAAUAACAUUAAAAGAAUAUCUGCUUCUAUGUUCUGGGAGUUAUGCAUUUAUUUUUUGGUAAGUAUAACUAAUAAUUUGGGUAUGGGCAAGUACUGACAAUUUUAGAAUAUAAAUGGAGUGAAUUUUGUUGUAUCAGGAGACAAUAUUAAUACAGAUUCUGCAAUUAUUAUUAGUAACCAUAAAUCUCUAGCUGAUUUCAUUGCCAUGGCCUACUUGGCUAGGUACACAAAUGAUACGCUGAAUAAUGAAGAAAAAGAAAACUCUUUCAAAAACCUAACUCUUCCCAGAAUCAAUUUUUUUACUUGGUUCAAACUAUGGCGUAUUCCAUCAAUAAGAGUAUUAAUUAACCUAGCGAAAUGUGAUGAAAACUGGGAAUUAGAGAAUUCUUUGAGCAAAAUUGUUUUUGGAAAGAUUCUGAAAAGCAAAAUUCCGGAAUGGAUCGUAUUGUUCCCCGAAGUAAAUAUUUGGACUGAAGAGGAUUCUUCUUUACAAAAAGCUCAAGGCGAAAAGUUUUACUUACCAACAUUACAAAAUAUAUUAUAUCCAAGAUUUUCUGCAUUCUAUAAUGUGAUCUCAACUUUAAAUAGCAAAGAGCAUUCUAAAUUUAAUCAGCUUUAUGAUGUAUCGGUUUUAUAUGAGUCGAAAAGUACAGAAUUAAAGACACCUCUAAAUAAGCCACCUACAGACGAAAGUAAUGCAGUAAGUUCAUCAGAAAUCCCCCAGCAUAAAGCUGUAAAUUUAGUAUCGCCAAAUCUACUAGAAAUAUUCUCUUCAGAUAAUCCAAUAACGAUUCAUAUACAUGUCAAAUCCAAGAGAUUACUGAGAGUUCCGACAAAGAGGAGCAAAAUAGAGAAAUGGUUAGAAAAUACUUGGGUUGAAAAAGAUAAGUUCCUAGACCAGUGGAAAACGGAUCUAUCAAAAGCGACUACAUUUUCUGUUAAUAGUGGUAAAACUCCUCAAAAUAGCCCAAGUCCAAUCAAAACUGGGUUGUUCAGACUGAGUUCAAUAAAAAACAGUAUAUAA
Molecule: messenger RNA, 1197 nt
Organism: Debaryomyces tyrocola
Lineage: Eukaryota; Fungi; Ascomycota; Pichiomycetes; Serinales; Debaryomycetaceae
Source: the annotation of a GenBank genome assembly